Messenger RNA from Rhinopithecus roxellana (golden snub-nosed monkey), 2186 nucleotides. RefSeq names its product ATP-sensitive inward rectifier potassium channel 12-like. Gene Ontology annotation, biological process: regulation of monoatomic ion transmembrane transport; potassium ion import across plasma membrane. NCBI's taxonomy places the organism in Eukaryota, Metazoa, Chordata, Mammalia, Primates, Cercopithecidae. Gene Ontology annotation, cellular component: plasma membrane. The coding region runs from base 9 to 938 and encodes 309 amino acids. The record is from RefSeq and is a predicted model, not a curated record. The transcript has a single exon. Gene Ontology annotation, molecular function: inward rectifier potassium channel activity.
CCUGUGUGAUGCAGGUGCAUGGCUUCAUGGCGGCCUUCCUCUUCUCCAUCGAGACGCAGACCACCAUUGGCUACGGGCUGCGCUGUGUGACGGAGGAGUGCCCGGUGGCCGUCUUCAUGGUGGUGGCCCAGUCCAUUGUGGGUUGUAUCAUCGACUCCUUCAUGAUCGGUGCCAUCAUGGCCAAGAUGGCGAGGCCCAAGAAGCGGGCGCAGACGCUGCUCUUCAGCCACAACGCCGUGGUGGCCCUGCGUGACGGCAAGCUCUGCCUCAUGUGGCGCGUGGGCAACCUGCGCAAGAGCCACAUCGUGGAGGCCCAUGUGCGCGCGCAGCUCAUCAAGCCGCGGGUCACUGAGGAGGGCGAGUACAUCCCGCUGGACCAGAUCGACAUCGAUGUGGGCUUCGACAAGGGCCUGGACCGCAUCUUUCUCGUGUCGCCCAUCACCAUCCUGCACGAGAUUGACGAGGCCAGCCCGCUGUUCGGCAUCAGCCGGCAGGACCUGGAGACAGACGACUUUGAGAUAGUGGUCAUCCUGGAAGGCAUGGUGGAGGCCACAGCCAUGACCACCCAGGCCCGCAGCUCCUACCUGGCCAAUGAGAUCCUGUGGGGCCACCGCUUCGAGCCCGUGCUCUUUGAGGAGAAGAACCAGUACAAGAUCGACUACUCGCACUUCCACAAGACCUAUGAGGUACCCUCUACGCCUCGCUGCAGCGCGAAGGAUCUGGUGGAGAAUAAGUUCCUGCUGCCUAGUGCCAACUCCUUCUGCUACGAGAACGAACUGGCCUUCCUGAGCCGUGACGAGGAGGAUGAGGCAGAUGGAGACCAGGACGGCCGAAGCCGGGACGGCCUCAGCCCCCAGGCCAGGCAUGACUUUGACAGACUCCAGGCUGGCAGCGGGGCCCUGGAGCAGCGGCCCUACAGAAGGGAGUCAGAGAUCUGAGCCAGCCUUGGCCAACAUGCAGCAUCCACCCCCAGCCGGGGAGAGGCCCCGCCAUCGCUCAGGGGCCCCGGGUUUGAGCAGAACGGGCCUGGUGCCCUGGGUUGCAGACUCAGUAGCGUUUUAGUCGUUUUAUGUUUCUUUGCAACAGCCUCAGAAGGUUGGCCGGAGGGGGGCAGCCAGAGUGGCAGCCCCCGGCCUCAGAGGCUAUCGCAGGCUCAGGGCAAAGAAGUGGCCUCCUGGGGGGCCAGGCCACGGGGGCCAGGGCUUCUGCCUGAAGAUGGAGCUGCAGCCUGUGGGGAAGCAGCUCAGCUCAAUGGUGGGCCCAGCCUCUGCUGUCCAAGGCUGUUUGGCUGCGGUGCUCCUUGCUGGUUUUUAACUUGGGGAGAAACACCGGGUUUCAGCUUUCUUGACCUUAGCUUGGGUGAGACUGUUUACAAAAAAAAAAAAAAAAAAAAAUUACCAUGCAAUUGAAAAAAAUUUUUUAAUUCAUAGGGGGCGAAAAGAACAAUUAGAAUUCCAUGGGUCUGCCAGGAUGCAGCAGCUGGCUGGAGGCUCCAGGGGGUUCCCCGAGGUGGGACUGGCCUCUCCCUGUGUGUGUGGGCACCGCAGUGCCUGGGCAAGCAGGGUGCUCCGGGACCGCACUUCGUCGAGCUCACGAACCAACUAGGCUCUGUUUGUGAUAGAAAAAUCAAGACCAUGUUAAUGAUAAUAAUAAAAGCUUUCUACUGUCACUGGGGUGGUGGGUGGGGGCUGGGAAGAAACUGGUUUGAGCUUUUGGAGUUUGACUUUGUACCUUAGAGAUGCGUCUCAGGGCCAGGCAUGGGACCUACCAUCCAGGGUUCCUCCCCCGACCCUCGAUUUUCCUGGUUUGCUUCUCUCUCCAUUUCUGUCCAGGCCUCCACCCCUUCCACAGCGAGGGGUGGUUAGGAGCCACAGGCCGGGAUGGCUCCUUGGAAGGGAAGUCGGGAUCCCAGGCUAGGAGGAAGCUGGCAGCCCCGUCCCCACUGGGCCCACAGUGUGAGUCGUGCCUUAGAGACUCCGGGUUGUCCUGUUCUUUCUGGGCUCGCUCGUCUCCCCAACCCUGUCCCACCCCUCCCCGCCCAUACCUCCACUGCUGAAUUUCCUCCAGCCCCUCUGUCUGCCUUGUGAAGGUGGCAGGGGCCAGGUCUGUCUGACAUAGGACCACGUCGUGUCCCUCCCUCACCUGGAGCAGCACAGCAGAGUCCAGGCAGGGCACAGCCAGGCCCU